Lycium ferocissimum is the source of this 1707-nucleotide messenger RNA. RefSeq lists its product as uncharacterized. NCBI's taxonomy places the organism in Eukaryota, Viridiplantae, Streptophyta, Magnoliopsida, Solanales, Solanaceae. The record is from RefSeq and is a predicted model, not a curated record. Gene Ontology annotation, molecular function: zinc ion binding; nucleic acid binding. The coding region runs from base 1 to 1707 and encodes 568 amino acids. The transcript has 4 exons.
AUGCAAGAAUCUAAGAAGCCCUAUGUGAAGAACACUCAAGUUGAGAAACAGGUAGAGAAGCAACCUCCAAAGUUUUCUCCCAAUGAAGGAGGUAAGAAAUCUACCCCAAUACAAUGCUUUAAGUGUCAUGGUUUUGGCCAUAGAGCAAGUGAAUGCGCCAAUCGGAGAGCCUUUCUUUUGAAAGAAUCUUGUAGUGACGAUGAGGGAGAACAUGAGGAGAAAAAUAGUGAUGGGAACAAUGAAAAUGAGAGUGAUGAAGAGCGAGAUGAUCCAGAGGGUGAUGGAGAUGUCAUUGUUCCAAAUUGUUUGGCAAGAAGGGUGUUGAUAUGUAUGGCCAAACCUCAAGAAGGGGAGAUUACCAUCCCAAAUUAUGUGGUAAGGAGAAUGAUGAUAAGCAAGGCCAUGGAUGAUCCUAGCCAACAGGAGAAUCUUUUCCACUCCAAGUGUGUUAUCAAUCAAAACAUGUGUGUUAUGAUCAUUGAUAGUGGGAGUUGUGUGAAUGUUGUUAGUACGACAUUGGUUGAUUUCUUAAAGCUUCCCACCACCACUCAUGAACAUCCUUACAAACUCCAAUGGCUCAAUGAAUGUGAAGAAUUGAAGGAUUUUGAUUAUGUGUUUCCCACAGAGCUUCCAAAGGGAUUGCUACCCUUAAGGAAAAUUAAGCACCAAAUUGACUUUGUCCCGGGGUCACAAUUUCCAAACAAUCCGGCUUAUAGAGCCAACCCGGAUGACACCAAAGACCUUCAAAAACAAGUUGGCGAACUCCUUGAAAAAAGGGGUUGUGCUAGAAAGUAUGAGUUUAUGUGCCGUGCCUGUGAUCUUGGUGCCAAAGAAAUAUGGAACAUGGCACAAGAACAAAUUUAUGCUAAUGUUGCUAAAUGCUCUUUUUGUGUCGAUGAAGUUGUUUUCUUGGGUUUUGUUGUGAGUUCGAAGGGCGUUAAGGUUGAUGAAUCCAAAAUAGACGCUAUUAAGAAUUGGCCAACUCCUAAAUCCAUUGGUGAUGUAAGAAUUCUUCAUAGAUUAGCUAGUUUUUGUAGGCGGUUUGUUAAAGGAUUUAGUACUAUAGUCGCUCCUUUGACCGAGGUAUUAGUGCGUUUUGAUGCGAGACCAAAACCCAUUGCCUAUUUUAGUGAAAAGCUUAAGGGUGCGACGUUGAAUUACUCCACCUAUGAUCUUGAAUUAUAUGCUUUGAUUAGAGCUUUGGGUAAUUGGCAAUACUACUUGUGGCCUAAAGAGGUUGUGAUUAGGGCUGACCAUGAGUCCUUAAAGAAUCUUAAGGCCCAAGGAAAGUUGAACAAAAGGCAUGCUAAGUGGGUUGAAUUCCUUGAAAGCUUCCCUUAUGUAAUCCAAUACAAAAAGGGAAAGGAUAACGUAGUGGCGGAUUUCCUACCAAGGAAACAUAUUUUAAUUAAUACGUUGUCUUCCAAAUUGAUAGGUUUUGAAAGUUUAAAGACAUUGUAUCCCGAGGACCCCGUCUUUGCAAAAAUCAUUCCAGAAUGCGAAGAAUGGGAAAGGGAGAGAUGGAUUAGGGAUAGGUCUUCUACUCCAUAUUCAAAGUUUGAUGGUUUUUUGUACAAGAACAAGUCACUAUGUAUGCCCAUGAGCUCUUGGAGGGAGUUAUUUGUGAGGGAGGCACACAAUGGGGGAUUAAUGGGACAUUUUGGCAUUGAUAAGAAGUUGGAGAUUCUUGAGGAGCAAUUUUAUUAG